UUGAGCAAGGGAUUUUACACAGCUACUCAGGAGAAACGAAAUGAUCUGCCCUGGAGCCGCAGCAAAAUGCUGGAUGGACACCUACUCCUGGGAUGGUUAUCGUUCACAGUUAUAGUGUAUCUUCUCAACUUGCCUGGACCAACCGCAGCAUAUUUCGGGUUGACAGGUAAUGAACCGUUGUCUAUCCUGCCACUGAACUCUCUACCAGAGGAGAACGUAGGCAGGGCCCACUACAAGCUGUGCGACCGGCUCAAACUGGAAAAGAAGCAGCGCAGGAUGUGCAGACGAGACCCGGGCGUAGCUGAGACCCUGAGAGAGGCCAUCACCAUGAGCGCCCUAGAAUGCCAGUAUCAAUUCCGCUUUGAGAGGUGGAACUGCACCUUAGAGGGGCGCCACCGAGCCAACAUACUAAAGAGAGGAUUUAAAGAGACAGCCUUCCUUUAUGCCAUUUCCUCAGCAGGCCUGACCCAUGCGAUGGCCAAAGCCUGCAGCGCGGGACGCAUGGAGCGCUGCACGUGUGAUGAGGCCCCGGACCUGGAGAACCGCAAGGCGUGGCAGUGGGGAGGCUGUGGCGACAACCUCAAAUACGCUAACAAGUUUGUCAAGGACUUCCUGGGCAAACGCUCCAACAAGGACCUGCGCGCUCGCGUGGACAUGCAUAACACAAAUGUGGGCAUGAAGGUAAUCAAGGCUGGAGUGGAGACCACUUGCAAAUGCCAUGGCGUCUCCGGCUCCUGCACCGUCCAGACCUGCUGGAGACAGCUCCUGCCCUUCCACGAGAUCGGCAAGCAGCUGAAGCAGCGCUAUGAGACCUCCAUCAAGGUUGGCAGCUCCACCAAUGAGGCGACGGGGGAGGGAGAGAUCUCCACAGGCCGGAGCCAGCAGCCGCAGCCCCUGCCCGGCCUGAACGAUCAGAUCCCUCGCACUAUGGACCUGCUCCACAUCGAGGACUCGCCCAGUUUCUGUAGACCCAGUAAGUACUCGUCGGGCACGGCAGCCCGCAAGUGCUACAAGGAUAAGAACUGCGAAGCUAUCUGCUGCGGGCGAGGCCACAACACUCAAAGCAGGGAGGUGACCAGGCCAUGCCAGUGCCAGGUGCGCUGGUGCUGCUACGUCGAAUGCAAGCAGUGCACACAGAGAGAAGAGGUCUAUACCUGCAAAGGGUAAACCAGUCGCCUGUGAGUCCCAGUGGAGCAAGUGAAAGAUGGUCAUGUUGGAGAGGUUAUGGAGGAGCAGUUGUUUUGUUCUCAAACAAGGUUUUGCUUCCACUGUCGGAACAGUGUCUGAACAAACAAAGAGGAGCGAGCCGAUGGAGAAGCAAUAAGCACUUUGAGGGAUUUCUGUGGGUUGGGGUUCAGAGGUCCUGUGACCCCUGCGUCUGGGGUUUGCAGAAUUAAAAACCUUCUCAGACAACUGGGUCAACAUCUCAAGCUUUUUGUCACGGUGUUGCCUUGAAGAAAGUAGCGUUUAUUUUCCUAUUAACAAAAUCCAUUCAUCCAUCUUCACACAAGAAAACAGAAAGAAAAACAAAGAUUAACAUCCAGUUGUUGACGAUCCAAUUCAAGGACAAUUAACACCAACAGACUGGUUUCUGGGGCCUUGCCCCAAGAAGAAUAGCGUGUAUGUGUGUGUGUGUUUGCCAGUUUUUACGUGUGUGUUUGUAAGUGAGCACGUGAUAGAUAACGCAGAGGGCGGGGGUUCGAAUGACGACUUUUAUGGCAAUGAAAACCAUAUUCAGAGACUGCGAAAAAAAGACAGGGUGUAAGAUUUACUCUUACUCUUACUUUUCACGCACAUAUUUACACUCACACACAUUGUGUGUUUGCAUAUGUAUGUACAUAAAUUCAGUUAUAUUGUAAUGAUAUUAUACAAGCCACUUAUCUAACUAUGUUAAAAGAAACCACUAACCACACAAAUGUAUGUUGUUUGUGUGCUCUCGCUCGUUUUUCUUUUUGAUUCAUGUUGACAAGGCCCUUUGGAAAGCAGCACACUUGUGUCCGUCGUCUUGCUGUGGAUAAUUUAUAGAUCCUUUGGGACUACUCCUUCACAGGGAGAAAACAAAUUCUCAUUUUUUCUUUUCUUGUGUAAUAUAAUAUGAAGCUGUUAGUAAAUGCAUUAACAGAAUAUAACUAAACCAGUCAGUUUAGGCUAUUCUCAGCCUUGAGCGAACCAGUGUUCAGGGAAUAACUUAAACCACUAUAACUAUUUGGAUAAAAGAGAGAGAAAUAGUGCAAAUACACAUAAUAUCCAAGAUGGAGAUGACAAUGGCCUUGUUAUUAUAGCCAAUACUGUUGCAACAGGUGAUCACUUGACCAGCAAACGGUCCAUGUGUGACUCAGAUCAAAAAAAUUGUGGAGCUCUGCAGAGCUUAAAUCACUUAUUAGGACUUUUUUUGUUUAACUUUGAAUACUUUGAAGUUGUAAAGAAAACUGUGGAGAACAGGAGGAAUGUAGCCCCCUACCAUUUCACAUCCUUCUUUCCUCUUCAGCUGCCACGAUUUGAUUGAGCCAUAUUCAACAUUUAGACAUGCAGUUUGUACAGUUGGAGCUGCAUCGGUCAGUCCAAACAGUGUGGGGCAACUGAGACGGAAAUCUAACUUGACACGUCUGCAGGAUUGCUCAAGUGAAGAUGAAAGCAUAAGCCUCGUAGCUAAUAUAAAUAUAUUUUAUAAGACUAAUAUUUGCGUAGUGUUUGGCGAAUUGAGUCCGAAUGCAAACAUUGGGGGUUUGCAGAUAUGCUGUCUUCGUUUAGAAGUCAGCGUUAGUGUUGAGCUAAUUUGCGCUUUCAUAUUGUUGCUUGGCGCACAGUGAGACAGUUAACACAAUGCAGUAUACUGAAGCCUGCCAUGCAACUACACCGACAGUUUAAAGCAACAGUCUGACAUUUUAGGAAAUACACUUACUUUCUUUAUUGGCAAGAGUUAGAUAAUUGAUACCAUUUUCAUGUAUGUCUGGUAAAUAUAAGGCUACAGCUAGCUUCCAGUUAGCUUAGUUUAGCAUAAAGAAACAGAGGAAAACAACUAGCUUGGCUAGGCAACUCCCAGUGAAACUACAACUUUUCUUUCUAUUUGCAGAUUGAAAUAAUAAAUUUAAAUUAGUUACUUAAAUUACUUAAAUUAAGUGCUAGAAGAUGGGUUUAAUCUACAAACAGAGCUAGGCUAGCUGUUUCCCUCCAUUUCCAUUCUUUAUGCUAGGCUAAGCUAACUGGCUGCUAGCUGUAGUUUGAUAUUCAUGCUGAUAUGAAACUGGUAUCGCUUUUCUCAUCUAAUUCUUGGCAAAAAAAAGCAAAUACGCAUAUUUCCCAAAGUGUCAAAUCAUAAGACAAAACCGUGACGUUGAAGGUUUAAUUUCACGAGAAACGCCUCUGUACACACAAACAAUGCAGAUUAUAAUAUUUCAUUGAAUUCUCAGCACUUAGCUCCUGGGAACAUUAUGUUAUAUACUAUAAGAUAUAGGACCUUAUAUGCCUUGUUUUCAAUGGGUGUGAAUUAACUACUGAGUGAGGGACCCAGCUUUGUAUUAUAGCACCAUUCACGCACUGAAGCCCAAAAGCCCUUUAAAGUAUUUAAAGUUCUGUAUUUAUGGAUACAGUGCAGUGCAGAAUCUUUUUUUUUCUUUCUUUUUUUGGAAAUUGUAAAUAGCAAAGGUUUCUUUUCCUGUGGUAUAGAGACAAAAGUGAGGCACAUGUUCAACUCUCACAAGCAACUGAAACAGAAAUUGGUAGCAAUAAGAAGCGUACACACAGCUGCUGUAACAAGACAGAUUGUACAGCGCUAUAGCACCACACCAAACAUCCUUAAAAAUGGCUAAACAGAUGGUUUAGUGUUUAAAGAUGAUUAUCACGAUAUGUGAAAUUAAACCAUCAUCCCCUACAGCAAAAUCAUGCUUUAGGAAGAGAGGCCUGCUUGGCUUAUUUGUCCUGAGGAGAUGAAUUCCAAGCAUUUUGAUAUGAGAAGGCAUGCCAAAUAAAGACUGGUCAAAACAUAUACAUAGAACUUUGCACGCUACAUGGAAACCAUAAUAGCUAUGCUGAGACUCGAAGCAUAAAUGCCUGCUUCCCACAGCUUCUGGUGUGUGCGUCCUCCACACACACACACUCACACUCCUCGGCCCAAGCACACUCUACUAUUGAACGGAUUCAAAACAGGCAUGACAGGAAUACCAAAUGCACACUGAGUGCAUUUUUGUUUGUUUAUAGAUUGUACAUAGGCCUAAAAUUUCUCCCGAGGAGCAUGAUGCAGCAGCCAGUUGGUUUUUUAGAUGUCACAGUCGUCCAUAUUCUCAAAUCCAAAACUCUGCACUGUUUAGUCGUCAGUGGAUCAUGUACAAAAUUCUAUUUUGUAGAAAAAAAUAAAAGAUAAAUUAUUUUUAAAUAUAUUAUGAGCAUGUGUUUAGUGUAAAUAACGUCAAAGUCUAAAUUGAUUUUAUAUCCUGUAUUUUUUACUCUGUUUUUCUUUUGGGUGUUUGUUCCUUUUUGGGGGUGGGGGGGUGGGGGGUGGAGGCUUCAAGAAGCAGUGUAUACUUUAAACAUAUUUCAUUUCAUAUCUCAAUGUUUGCUGUUAUCUAAGCACUAACAAAUCCUAACAAAUUUAGAAUCAACUCACACUUAGCUGUCUUUCAUUCAUUCAUUCACACAAUACUGAGACAUUUCUGAAAGUAUUCAAACAAAAUCACAGUCAUCAACAAUAUCUUAAUAGGAUUUGAUCUGUUUGUAUAAUCGACUGUUUUGUGAAUAGACUCUGGCUUUGUAAUGUUGGCCAUGUGACAGUAUAAACUGAUGAUGUUGACGAUUGCAUCAGUGUGGACUGGUUUAUACUCACCUUUGGAUCACUUUACAUGUACAUGUACUUUUUGUUAGGAUUUGUGCUGUGCUUGUAAAACAAAGAUAAAACACACCAACACGUUACCCUUUGUGAUGAUACUACACCAACAAAGCUUUGUCCAUGUUCACUUAUUCAUGUCUUAUGGGAACCCUAAAUUAUUUUCCUCUACCUCAUGUGUAUAGCUUGUAGGUAUAAACAGAUCACAAAUGACUGGUAAGAAUGUAUUUAAGUUAUUUAACAUCUUUGUAUAACAAAGGCGAAAAAUCUGAAAUAAUAAAUGAAUUUUUAAAUUA
Lates calcarifer (barramundi perch) is the source of this 5115-nucleotide messenger RNA. It is a transcript of the gene wnt9a, whose product is annotated as wingless-type MMTV integration site family, member 9A. Lineage: Eukaryota; Metazoa; Chordata; Actinopteri; Centropomidae. Gene Ontology annotation, biological process: neuron differentiation; canonical Wnt signaling pathway; multicellular organism development. The transcript is spliced from 4 exons. Gene Ontology annotation, molecular function: frizzled binding; cytokine activity. Gene Ontology annotation, cellular component: extracellular region. Bases 67 to 1167 code for a protein of 366 amino acids. The record is from RefSeq and is a predicted model, not a curated record.